Acytostelium subglobosum LB1 is the source of this 297-nucleotide messenger RNA. RefSeq lists its product as hypothetical. The record is from RefSeq and is a predicted model, not a curated record. The transcript is spliced from 2 exons. Bases 1 to 297 code for a protein of 98 amino acids. NCBI's taxonomy places the organism in Eukaryota, Evosea, Eumycetozoa, Acytosteliales, Acytosteliaceae.
AUGUCUGUCAUCAGAUUGGUUCUCUGCUCAUUCUACGCUGUCUUUGUUACAGUUUUGUCCACUGUCACUCUCCAUCUUUCAUCCCUAGGUCUUGCCAAGGUCGCACUUUUGGCCCAACCAUUUUCAAAGGAUUUCCCAUUCAUUAAGGACUUGGUCGAGCUGUCACACUCGUUCACAUCGUUCACCUUUACUCAUGUUUUGUUGUUCGCCGUCGUCAUUGGUCUGUUGGCCACCAGCAGCAAGGUCUCUGAGACCCAAAGACCAGCCCCAGUCUACUCAACAAAGAAGCAUAACUGA